Molecule: messenger RNA, 4263 nt
Organism: Priapulus caudatus
Lineage: Eukaryota; Metazoa; Priapulida; Priapulimorpha; Priapulimorphida; Priapulidae
Product: src substrate protein p85-like
Exons: 15
Coding region: 199-2262 (687 amino acids)
Biological process (GO): regulation of actin filament polymerization
Cellular component (GO): plasma membrane; cortical actin cytoskeleton; actin filament
Molecular function (GO): actin filament binding
Source: RefSeq, a predicted model, not a curated record
GGGCAGCACCAACGUCACAGUUAGCCGGAAGUGUGCGUCGAAAUAUUCAUCCUGUUCAUGGGAGUAAACUUCUUUUCUGUUGUAGACUCAUCAUCUUUGUAUUCUAUAAACUUGUAAUUUAGUUCAGAUUGACAAAACUGUAGAGCGCAGCUGUGAGUUCUGCGAAUCGAUCGCCUGCUGUGUAAAGCACAAGCCGACAUGUGGAGGGGUGCGGCGGGACACAACGUCGACCUGAGCGGGCACAAUGGCGGCGACGCCGACGACGAUGACUGGGAGACGGAUCCCGACUAUUCGAAUCAGAUGUCGGAGCACGACCAGCGCUACGGAGCACCAGACCGCGGCCACGUCGACAUGAAAGAGCUACGGGAAGGCGUGAAGAAAGACGAGGAUAUUUCAAGGGCUGAGCAUGGUCCCAAGUCUUCCCAUGGCUACGGAGGAAAGUUUGGAAUCGAGACGGGUCGAAUGGACAAGGCAGCUAAGGGGCAUGAUUUCAUUGAGAAGGUGGACAAGCAUGCCUCCCAGAAAGACUACUCGGCUGGGUUCGGUGGCAAGUAUGGAGUGCAGGAGGAUCGCGUGGACAAAGCUGCUGUUGGCUGGGACCACAAGGAAUCCGUUGCCAAGCAUGAAUCCCAGAAAGACUACGCGAAAGGGUUUGGAGGAAAAUACGGAGUGGAAACGGACAGGGUUGACAAGUCUGCUGUCGGUUGGGACUACAAAGAAACCGUCGAGAAACACGAAUCACAAAAAGAUUACGCCAAAGGAUUUGGAGGCAAGUAUGGGGUGCAGACUGACAGGGUGGAUAAGUCGGCCGUCGGCUGGGAUCAUCAGGAGAAGCUGCAGCAGCACGAGUCCCAGACAGAUCACGCUAAAGGAUUUGGCGGCAAAUACGGCGUGCAAUCUGACAGAGUGGAUAAGUCGGCUCUCGGGUGGGAUCACAAGGAAAAGCUUGGGAAGCAUGAGUCACAAACAGAUUACGCUAAAGGAUUUGGCGGUAAAUACGGCGUGCAAUCUGACAGAGUGGAUAAGUCUGCUCUCGGAUGGGAUCACAAGGAAAAGCUUGAGAAGCAUGAGUCACAAACAGAUUACGCGCAGGGAUUCGGAGGCAAGUACGGAGUACAGAAGGACCGCGUCGACAAGUCGGCCGCCGGCUGGGAUGACGUGACCAAAGUCGACGCCCACCCGUCACAGGUUGACCACAAGAAGGGCUUCGGUGGAAAAUUCGGCGUGGACGAGCAGAAGGAUAAGGCUGCACAUGGAUAUGACAACGUCGAGCCACUGUCACCAAGCUACGAGAAAACCAGAGCGGACGUGCCUUCAGAGCAGAAAGCCAGCAACCUUCGUGCCAAAUUCGAACAGAUGUCCAAGCAGGAGGAAGAGGAUUCGAAGAAGCGCUUAGAGGAGGAACAAAGGAGACGCAGCGAGCGCGACAAGCGCGAGUCCGAGGAGGAAAAACGUAAAGAGGAGAGAAGACAAGAAAAACUGAGUCAAGAAAGAAAGGAAGAGGAAGAGGCUCACAGGCACGAAGCAGAGAGAAGAGCACAAGCUCAGAAGGAAGCAGAUGAGAAAUCACAGCAGGAGAAGAGGGAGAAGGAAAGGGUCGGGCAAGAGGAAGAGGAUAGGCAGAGAAAACGAGAGGAAGAGGAAGAUAAGACAAGAAGGCAAGAGGAGGAGGAUAGGCAGAGGAAACGAGAAGAAGAAGAAGAUAGAAUUAAGCAGCAACGAGAAGAUGAUAACCGCAAAAAACAAGAGGAGGAGGAGCAGGAGCGCGAGAGAAGGAAACAAGAAGAUGAAUAUAAGCAAAAGCAGAAGGAGGCUGAGGAGGGGAUGAGGGCAGAGGAAGAAGAAUUAAGGAAACAUAGAGAAAAGGAACAAGAGGAAAGACAACUUCUGAAGAAGAAGGAGGAGGAAGAGGCACUGGUGCAGCAGCAGCAUCUGGAGCAGCAGUACCAAUCACGCGGCGAACCGACCGAGGCGACGUCCGACGAGGAUCAGCCGAUGUAUGAGGCCAUCAGAGACGACCCCACGCAGCCGCCGGACGAAGAACUAUACGAGGAUCCAGAUGCGGUGCAGGCAGGCGAUGCCGGGCUGCUGCGUGCGGUGGCCAUCUACGAUUACCAAGCGGCAGACGACGACGAACUGUCGUUCGAUCCGGAAGAAAUCAUCACGAACAUCGAACAGAUUGAUGCCGGCUGGUGGAGGGGAGAGUGCCGCGGCAAGGUCGGCCUGUUUCCUGCUAACUACGUCGAGUUACUGAGCGAUUAGAAACCAAUGUCGUGUUCGGUCGUCCCACGCCCUGCCUCCCCCGUCCCCCGCCCACGUCCAGCAGACCGGUAGAGCAAUGACGAGUUCCCUCGGGGCGGGAGCAAUUGAGCCAAUCGGGGACGACGAUCUUUUCUCGGGGAGCGAGGUUUUUUUCGUUUCUCUUUGCGUAGUUGACGGCGACUGUGACGUCUCCGGCAUCGUGCGUCGCCGUGGCAAUGCGGGGGCGGUGCGCGUCGCGAUCGAACAGAAACGACGUCACGCCGCGCACGCGUUGGUGUCAGUGUCGGCGGCGAUUACUUAUUAGUGUGUGAGAGAGGGAGGGUGAUAACCGCGAUCUCUGAUGUUCGAUAUUCCUGGCAACUCUAAAACCAGACUUUGAGAUGAAAACAGUGGGCUUUCCGUCGGCGCAAUUGGAUCUUCAUGCUGUUUUGUACGCAGCGGCGCAUAGUCGUAUCACUCCGCAAAGCUGAUUAUCUGCGCGGGCAUUCUUGAUCGCUAAAGAAAAUUUCCCGAGAGCAUCCGGGAAUGAUCGGCUAAUGGUGCGGUGAAGAGGCGGCUUAUUACGACGGAAUAUGGCGGAUGUAGCAUAUCAAAUCGUGCGUUCAGUUGUUGAAUUUUAUAUACCGGUAAUUUUUUUUUUUAUCUUGAAGUUAUUGUACGAAAAUCGUGACAUUUAACUUGAAUUUGUCUCCGUCAUGUUCUAUGUGUUCGUGACUCGUGUUUCUGUUAGUAAUUUGUCGCACCAUGUACUUCUGAAAUGUUAGAACAAGGUAUAUAUUAUUUCAUUUAAAUAGUAAUCCGUAUGUGGAGAGAGCAUGAAAAAUGCUGGAACGUUUGAUAGUUGUAUGAUUUACUCUUCAUUAUUAUUCAUUGUACUGGCAUUCACUGUUAGUUUCCUGAGAUGAUCCAUAUUGAUAAUGGCAAAUAUCUUUGAAAAAAAAAAACUAUUCAAUCAAAACGUUCUGUUGUUUCCAGUAAUGCGACCUGAAUUUGAUUCGGCAGCAUAUGGAGGGUAGUCGUAUGUAUAUACUACUUUAUCUCGCCUAUGUAUAAUGCAUGAUUUUUUUACAACGUGUCGUAAUUGAAAAUUAGCGAUGAUGCAAUUUAACAGGUGCGGGUAUACAUUGCUAACCUAUGAAUUUAUUCUGAUGCUGGUGCAUGCAGAUAGCACCGCGUGAAAUGAAUCGCGAUAUUUUUCGUAUUUUACGCGUACUCGCGCCUUAUUAACGCAAGCACGCCGAUGAGAGGUAACUAUCACGCAGUCGGCAGUCAGCCGCUGACGUAAAUUCACGAAUUAAUUAUGUUAAAUACGAAUUAAGUAUGUGAAGUAGAAAUGCCGUUGCUGUUGCAUGACGAUCGCCGAGUGUCUGUGAACUAAACUGCUAAGCUAGCUGUGUAUUUUUGAUCUGUGAUGACGAGAGUUGACCGAUACUGUUUUAUAAGCUUAAUUCCUGGCGGCGGGUCACUGCUAGAAAUAGCUUAGUUUUUUCUCGUACUAUAUACGAUAGUAACCAGCUUACCACAGUGCUAGUGAACAUUUGCCCUCUUCGUGAUCUUACGUGCUGAGAUGCAUAGUCGCGUGGUUGACAUUUGACACAACACGUUUGACACACACGCACACGUGAGUAUUUAAGUUCGACAACGUGACAAAAAGGCAUCUAGAUGCGACGCAGGGUGGGUAAGACGAAUACGUGACCAAACGAUGCUGUGACGAUUUUUCAAGGGGUGAAAAUGGUGAUGUGUUGGUGUACCGAAGGAUGUAUGAAUGUAGAUCAAAAAAAUUUAUGACUAAAUUCUGUCUAAAUCGUUCUGUCUAGUUCUCUCGCUCCAUAUAUUCUCUGGUGAUUGAUUAGGUAAGCUACGUGUAUUAUUCUCUGGGUCUAUCUGUUAUCAAAUGUACCGGUAACCAAGGGCGAGCGAAACCAUUUCGUUGAAACGUGAAACGCGAAUUUGUUAUAAUCACGAGUAAUAAAUCCUUUAUUAUAGAGAUAAAACAAACAA